This is a messenger RNA of Pseudoliparis swirei, 1719 nucleotides long. RefSeq names its product zinc finger protein 32-like. Gene Ontology annotation, biological process: regulation of transcription by RNA polymerase II. The record is from RefSeq and is a predicted model, not a curated record. Gene Ontology annotation, molecular function: RNA polymerase II cis-regulatory region sequence-specific DNA binding; DNA-binding transcription factor activity, RNA polymerase II-specific. The transcript is spliced from 2 exons. Lineage: Eukaryota; Metazoa; Chordata; Actinopteri; Perciformes; Liparidae. The coding region runs from base 268 to 1569 and encodes 433 amino acids.
CAGAUCUUUUUUGUAGUCCAUCUCCUGGACGUUGUAGUUCCACCGUGCAGACUGACCUCACUAACAUGCCGUCGCAUCAUAACUACGUAGUUUGGUGAGAGUGGAGUCUGAUCCUCUUUUCCUAACUCCUCAUGAACUCUCCUUCCCAUCUCUCCUUGACCCCGUGACGUGUUCCCCAGAGGUCAAGGAGAAGUGGUUAGGAAGCGACGUUAGGAGGUCACUAUCUGACUGUUGGACUGUGACCUUCUGUGUCCGUCUCCAGGAGAAAUGCUGAGACUGUUGGUGAAGCAGAGACUCCAGGCGGCUUCUGAACACACUCUGGGGCUGAUUGACAGAUUCACAGCAGAUUAUGAGGAGGAAGUUUCUCGUUUGAGGGAAAAUGAGCGACACAAACUCCUGGAGGCCGUGUUCAACCCUCGAGUUCAGCUGCACAGAUCAGAUGUCCAGCAGCUGGUUUGGAUUAAACCAGAUGUCCCCCCUGAGGACCAGAACCAAGAGGAGCUGGAGCCCCUCCUCAUAAAAGAGGAGCCGGAGCCCCUCCUCAUAAAAGAGGAGCUGCAGGAUCUCUGGACCCGUCUAGAGGGAGAUCAGCUCAUUGUGCUGGAGGAGGCCGAUAUCACCAAGUUCUUAUCCACUGCUGUUACUGUGAAGAGUGAAGAUGACGAACCUCAGACCUCACGGCUUCAUCAAAGCCAGACGGAGGACAACAAAGAGGCGGAGCCUCCCGCCUGCAGCUCAGCUACGACAAUAAAGACGGAAACUGAUGGAGAGGACUGUGGGGGAUCAGGACCAGACAGGAACCUAAAUCCACAUCGUCAUUCACAUCCAAAUGCUGAUGAUGAAGAGGCUUCAGACUCUUCUGAGACUGAGGUCAGUUGUGGUGAUUGGCAAGAAGCUUUGUCAGAUUCUGGACCUGACAGUGAAGACGGGGACAAUGUCUGGAAGGAGCCCAGGGCACCUGAGUCUGCUGCACAUGCCCUAAAAUAUAAGGAAGCUCUUGUAAGUCAUGUGGGAUGUAACACCGGCAACAAAUCCAAUGAAUCACGAUCAAAAGAGCUCAUGAGAGAGAAAGCAAGGUGUGAUGAUUAUGGGAAAAGAUUUACACACCAGGGACAUCUGAAGAGACACGUUAGAAUCCACACAGGAGAGAAACCAUUCAGUUGUGAUGUUUGUGGAAAAAGAUUUACACAACAGGGACAUCUGAAGACACACAUGAGAGUCCACACAGGAGAGAACCCAUUCAGUUGUGAUGUUUGUGGAAAAAGAUUUACACACCAGGGACAUCUGAAGGAACACAUCAGAGUCCACACAGGAGAGAAACCAUUCAGUUGUGAUGAUUGUGGGAAAAGAUUUACAAAACAGGGAGAUCUGAAGCGACACAUGAGAGUCCACACAGGAGAGAAACCAUUCAGUUGUGAUGUUUGUGGAAAAAGAUUUUCACGACAGGGAGAUCUGAAGCUACACAUGAGAGUCCACACAGGAGAGAAACCAUUCAGUUGUGAUGUUUGUGUAAAAACGUUUGUAUCACAGCAAGGUCUGAAGAAACACAUGAGAGUCCACACAGGAUAGAAUGUGUUUCUUCCAAUAGCGACAAAUUAACUAUGUGAGUUGUUCUCUUUCUGUUGUGUUUAAUAAAAAUAAGGUAAUUUUUAAAAAAUUGUUUCCCAUGUAAUUUGUUUGUAAAUGAGAUGGAAGGCAAAGUGUUUUUUAAUCAUUUGA